Molecule: messenger RNA, 663 nt
Organism: Theobroma umbraticum
Lineage: Eukaryota; Viridiplantae; Streptophyta; Magnoliopsida; Malvales; Malvaceae
Product: photosystem I reaction center subunit XI, chloroplastic-like
Biological process (GO): photosynthesis
Cellular component (GO): chloroplast thylakoid membrane; photosystem I reaction center; photosystem I
Source: RefSeq, a predicted model, not a curated record
AUGGCAGCUGCUUCCUCCAUCGCUAGCCAUCUAAAGUCAAGCUUCACUUCACCUAUUUCAAGUGCAUUGGUCUCACCCAAGGGUCUCUUUGCCUCCCCCCUUAGAGUCUGGCCUUCUACGAGGCAAUCUUCCUUCACCAUCAGAGCCGUCCAAUCUGAAAAGUUUUUGCAGCCAACUUUCCAAGUGAUUCAGCCCAUCAAUGGUGACCCAUUUAUUGGGAGCCUAGAAACCCCAAUCACUUCAAGCCCAUUGAUCGCUUGGUACCUCUCCAACCUCCCAGCUUACAGGACAGCAGUGAGCCCACUUCUGAGGGGAAUUGAGGUAUGUCUGGCCCAUGGAUUCCUCCUUGUAGGACCAUUUGUUAAGGGUGGACCUUGGAGGAACACCCCCGUCGCUGGGGGAGCAGGAAGCCUGGCAGCUGCCGGUCUUGUGGUUAUAGUAACCAUUUGCUUGACAAUGUAUGGCGUUGCAUCGUUUAAGGAAGGAGAGCCAUCCACCGCACCUUCUUUAACCUUGACUGGGAGGAAGAAGGAGCCAGACCAGCUGCAAACAGCAGAUGGAUGGGCUAGUUUCACUGGAGGAUUCUUCUUUGGAGGAAUUUCUGGUGUCACGUGGGCCUACUUCCUCCUUUACAUCCUAAACCUUCCUUACUUCUUCAAGUAA